AUGUCCCUCGUGCUACCUACUUUCAACAAGACAUCAAGCGUAAGCUCGACAGCUCAGAGCACGAGCUCGUCAGCGAGCACUAAUGCGCCAUUAUCGCCGACUGUUAGCGGGACGAUCUCUUCACCGAGCUCCAUGCCAGUAUCGAUAUUGCCAGCAGAGUCGAAUCGUACAAGACAAGCAGGUGCCGUUCUUAUAAGCAUCUUGUUCAAAAGCACAAUUCCCUGGGUAUGGAUCACAUCGCAACGAGAAACCACAGCGCAAAUUUUCACCUAUAUGCCACAAAUUAUCGCGCAUGCCAUUCAGUGUGAUGCUUCGGAUGUGAGCACUGUUCAGUUAAAACGUUUUUCGCCAGCAAACUCACCAGUGGACAUUGACAUUAAUGCACAUUUUCGAACACUGUAUAUGGCGUACCUACCCAAGCCGAAAAGCAGGUUGCUAUCUAACUUGAUUCACGACGUCAAUUCGCUAUUCUAUGAUCCUGAUGGAGGCAUUGUUCCUCAACAGAUUGUACGUGAGGUGGACCCGUCUUUCAACUUGUUCGAAUUUUCCCGGAACCCAGACGAUGCUGCAACUGGCUCCAUCCCCGAAGAGACACGCGAUGCGCUCGUGGGCAGCUUUGUUGGCGUCGGUGGUGCUGUAACCUUGGGUCUACUCAUCUGGCUCGUCCAACGUCACAUAAAACAAAGAAAAGCCAACGCUGCUAGGAGGGCAUCUCGCACAGACACAAUCUUGUCGUUUGGAAAUGACUCGCCAGAUCCCUACUUAGAUGGGAUUGAGUAUGCUCAACCGCCGCAGCAGAUGCGCAGCUUCUUCGUCGGUGAUGUAUCAGGCAACCCCAGUGAUAGUGUAUUCGAGCACCAACAAGGCAUCACCGGUGUUCUUGAUGUGAAUCAAGCGGACAAUCCUUACCACAGUGAGCACGAUCCACAAUCUCGUGAUGUGGAUUCAAAUCGUUCAGAUCACGAUUCACACUAUGCCGGUCUGGAAAUUCCUGUGCCUACCACUAAUAAGCCUGCAUACGGCGGUGUGACAAAGCCAAAACACAUGCUUAGCAUGCCAGAGCACUCCAUGCGGAUAGAAAAUUCAAGCUACUUCCCACAUCACGAAUGA
Messenger RNA from Malassezia globosa CBS 7966, 1110 nucleotides. RefSeq lists its product as uncharacterized. The transcript has a single exon. Bases 1 to 1110 code for a protein of 369 amino acids. Gene Ontology annotation, biological process: signal transduction involved in filamentous growth; osmosensory signaling pathway via Sho1 osmosensor; hyperosmotic response. Gene Ontology annotation, cellular component: plasma membrane; cell surface; site of polarized growth. The record is from RefSeq and is a predicted model, not a curated record. Lineage: Eukaryota; Fungi; Basidiomycota; Malasseziomycetes; Malasseziales; Malasseziaceae. Gene Ontology annotation, molecular function: osmosensor activity.